Molecule: messenger RNA, 3620 nt
Organism: Stomoxys calcitrans (stable fly)
Lineage: Eukaryota; Metazoa; Arthropoda; Insecta; Diptera; Muscidae
Exons: 6
Coding region: 27-3620 (1197 amino acids)
Biological process (GO): carbohydrate metabolic process
Molecular function (GO): alpha-amylase activity; cation binding
Source: RefSeq, a predicted model, not a curated record
CGCACAAAAAACGCGGCGCGUUGACAAUGAGGUUAAAGUCAAAACGGCAAUCAACAAAUCAAAGGCUUACAACACAUGUUGCCAUCAUUUGGGUGAUUUGUCUGCUCACAAAGGCCACCACAUCUAUGGGCUAUGUGGCACAUCUUUGGGGCGAAACGCAACAAAGAGUCGCUAGGCAAUUGUCAGACCAGGGUGUAAAGCAUAGCGAUCCUGGUGGCUAUCAUAGGCCCCACUUUGCUGCUGGUCGUGCGGUGAUGGUGCAGCUAUUCGAGUGGAAAUUUGUGGACAUAGCCGAGGAGUGCCGUUCGUUUUUGGGACCCCAAGGAUAUGCUGGAGUGCAACUGUCGCCCGUUCUGGAGCACACAGUAAUUAAGACGGACAGCCUUAGUCACCCAUGGUGGCAGCGCUAUGAGACCAUCUCCUACCGCCUUGCCUCACGCUCCGGUGACGAAACGGACUUUUGGUCCAUGAGCCGCAUUUGCAAUGAUCAUGGUGUGCGUAUUUAUGUUGAUGUGGUGUUGAAUCACAUGGCCGCUCCUUUGCACUUGCUAGUGAAUGGCAGCCAGCAAGAUUCCAUAGUGGACACAUUACUGGCGUCGAAUGUGAACAUUUCCAAUUUAAAUUAUGCCGAAGUGCCGUACACGGCUCUGGAUUUCCAUCGCAAGUGUGAAAUUGGCAAGAGUGUUGCCUCGAGCGAUUCGCAUGAAAUGCGUAAUUGUCAGCUAAACGGACAUCCCGAUUUGGAUCAUUCCCGUGCGGCAGUGCGACUGUCCAUUGCGAAGAUGCUGAAUAAAUUUAUUGAUAUGGGUGUGGCAGGAUUUCGCAUUGAUACGGCCAAACACAUUUGGCCAAUUGAUUUGAAGCUUAUCUAUGCUCAACUAAAGGAUCUCAACAAGGAAUUCAAUUUUGAGGAUAAAGCAAGGCCAUUCAUGUAUCAUGACGUUUUUGAUAUUGGUCUGGAUUUAAUAUCAAAAACUGAGUACUCCACCUAUGGUGUGGUCAGCGAAUAUUUGUAUGCCGCCGAGUUGGCUACCAUUUUAAAUGGCAAAGUACCCCUGAGUUCAUUGAUAAAUUGGGGUCCCGCCAUGGGUUUUCUACCGCAUGAAGACGCCUUGAUUUUCAUUGAUUCACAUGACACCCAAAGGGGAUUACCGAGAGAUUUGGGAACAAAUCAUUUGAUCACCCAUAAGCAGAGACAAAAAUACAUAAUGGCCAAUGCUCUGAUGUUGUCGCAUCCUUAUGGUCGCAUUAAAAGGGUAAUGAGUUCGUAUUACUUUCCGGAGAAGGAUAUCGACCAAGGACCUCCUGCAGGGGAAAAUGAUACAGACACCAUAGGCUCUCCUCAAUUCAACGAGGAGGGCCUUUGUACAUACUACUCGGGAUGGGUGUGUGAACAUCGUUGGCCACCUUUGGUGAGAUUGAUGAAAUUGGCCAAUUAUUUUAGUGUACCAGGACAGGAGGAACAAAGUGUCAUACAUUUUCAAACGGAUGGGCCCAAUCAUAUUGCCUUUUGUCGAGGCCAAAAGGCCUUUGUGGCCAUGAACAAUGAUGAAGAGAGAGAUUUUGUUAAGGAAGUUUACACCUGCUUGGAAGAGGGAGUUUAUUGUGAUGUCAUCAGUGGAGGUUUGAAGGAGGAUGGCCAAGAAUGCGAGGGUCUUAGAUUGGAGGUAAAUGCCAAGGGUUAUGCCCAACUAAAGUUGCCGGUGGGGGAGGAACCACAGAAUUUAGAUGAUUUUACUGGUGAAACCAACUUUGGAGUUUUGGUGGUUUAUGUGGGUUCAAAGGUGGGCUUAAAGCAGGAGGAUGUUGAUCAACCUCUAGCUAAUGGUGAGGAUAGUAAAUCCCAAGACAAGGCUACAGAAGAAGGAGAAGUCGAAGAAGGUAAAGGAGAAAAUGCUCAAGAAGGCGAUGAGCAGGAAGUUGAGGCUUCAAAAGAUGUCAAAUCCCCCAGUGAUGCUGAGGAAACAACUGAGCAACAGGCAAGCACAGACGACAAAUCUACGGUGGCGGAAAAUGAGGCAGAUUUUGAAACUGGAAGUGAUGAGGCAGAUGAAGGAACUUUAAACAAAGACCAAGCAAAUGUUGAUGACACGGGAACGAGUGAUGCGGAAGGAGAGACGCAAAAUGUAGAAGAAAACAAAGAAGAGCCUGCUGCAGAUGAACAAGAAGAAGAAGAAGUAUUGGGGGAAGAUAAAGGGGAGAAAGCAGAGAAUUGGAAAACCGAUGAAGAGUCGGAAGAAGAAAAUACAGCCUUAGCGGAGGACAACAAUACAGAUGAGUCAGUAGUGGUUGAGGAAUUAGGAAAGACGGACGAAGGUGCUGAAGAUCCAGAGGUAAAGGAUGAAACAGAAGUGGUUGAAGAAAAGGAAGGGACAGAGGAUGUAGAAAAUCCAAUAGAUACAGAAUUGCCUAAAGAGUCAGAAGCUGCUACAGAGUCAGAAGUGGAAAAAGGCGCAGGAGGAGAGGAAGGGCUAGAAGGUAAUGAGGAGUUAUCUGGAGCCGAUGAGGAAACAGAAAACUUAGUGCCAGAAUUGUCUAAAGACGCAGAAGAAGUUGAACAGCCAAGUGUGAAUAAAGACAAUGACCAAGGAUCAGCAGCAGUAGAAGAGCUAGAGGUGAAUAAGCAAACAGAAGUGGAUGCAGAAACAGAUACUGCUGUUGAAGCAGAAGUGGCACCGGAAGUGGAUGAAAGCACAAAAGAAGAUAAGGGAACAGAAACUGUUGAAGAACAAGAGAAGGACAAAGAAAUGGAAAAAGCUGAUGAUACAGAAGUGGCUAAGGUGUCGAAAGUGGGUGAAGAAACAGAAGUGGCUGGGGAGUCAGAAGAGACUGAAGAAUUAGAAGCGGCUGAAGAGUCAGAAGUCGCUGGAGAGUCAGAAGCGGUUGGAGUUGGGGAAGAAAAUGAAGGACCAGAUGCGGCUGAAAAGGCAGAAGAGGCAGAAGUGGCUGAAAAUUCAGAAGCGGUAGAAGUGGCUGAAAAAUCAGAAGCGGCUGAAGAGCCAGUAGUGGCCGGAGUUGGGGAAGAACAUAAAGUACCAGAUGCAGCUGAAGGAACGGAAAAUGUUGAGGACACAACAGAGUUAGAAGCGACUGAACAGUCUGUAGUGCCCAAAGAAGACAACGGACCAAAUGGAGAAAAAGUUGAAGAUCCAGAAGUUGCGGAAGAAGCAAAAGUUAGUGAAGAGUUAGAUUUAGAACAGGCUGAAAACCCGGAAAUAGUUAAAGAUAAGGAUGCAGCCAAUGAUAAUGGAGAAAUGGGAGCCUCUGAAACUCCUCAAGAGGAAGAAAAGGAAAUCCAGUUGGAUGAAAACAAAACGGAAAUAGAAGCAAAGGAGACGCCCGCAGAAAAAAUCGAUAAGCGACAAGCAGCAGAUAAUGAAGAAACUCUUCAUAACCCUGAGGAACAAAUUGAAAGAUCUGCUGCAGAAACUGCAUCCUCCGCCAAUUCAAUCAAGCAGAAUUCUCAGCAAGCUACAUUUGUAGAAAAUAACAAUAAUAUUGUUGUUAACCUCCCCUCCCCACCAUCAUCGAAUGCUACACAAAUGGAAGCCGAUAAAGUGAUUAAAGCUGAAGUGCCCGGUAUAUUUCCAAUUGCUAAGCAAAGACAAGGAAAUGGAUAG